Ostreococcus lucimarinus CCE9901 is the source of this 2551-nucleotide messenger RNA. RefSeq lists its product with no specific name. Lineage: Eukaryota; Viridiplantae; Chlorophyta; Mamiellophyceae; Mamiellales; Bathycoccaceae. Gene Ontology annotation, biological process: maturation of SSU-rRNA. The transcript has 2 exons. Gene Ontology annotation, cellular component: nucleolus. Gene Ontology annotation, molecular function: RNA binding. The record is from RefSeq and is a predicted model, not a curated record. Bases 1 to 2226 code for a protein of 741 amino acids.
AUGCGCUCCGUGCAGCUCGGCACGCACGCGCAUAACGCCCUGCUCGGCGUCACAAGCGCGGGCGACGGUCGAUGCGUGAGCACCGUAGCAAAAGACGGCGUCGUGACGUACGACGUCGAGGAAGAGAAACGAGAGCGAACGUUGGCGCUCGAUCGAGGGCGAAAGUUUGCUUGCGCGGUGGCGUGUGGGUCGAAUGGCAGGUAUUACGCGUGUUUGGAGAAGGAACAAGAAAGUGAUUCAUCGUAUUUGUGCGCGUGGGAGACGGAGCAAAGCGCAAACGCGGCGACGGUUGGUGAAGCAUCGAAAGAGUGCGUCACAACUCUCGAUUUAGGACGCAGUGGUCGAGUGCGUGAGUUGGUGGCGGUGGACGGCGGCGCUCUCGUGGUGACGACAACGGGGGAGGUCCAACUCUUCGGGAUGUCGGCGGAACACAUUGACAAAGCGCGCACGAGUGGAGAGUUAGGCUCUCGACGAGUAGAGACGGCGUCGGUUUUACCUGAAUCAGUUGGUGCACUCGUAGUGACGACGGAUGGUAACUUUCAGGGUCGCAAAAUAGCCACAUUUCUUGCCCGCGCGCAAACCGUGACAUUGGCUUGGGAGCUGGACAUCGAGCACCCGGACGGCGCGGCAAAAGCCAGAGUGGCGAGCGCGGCAAGUGAUGGGGAGACUUUCAUGGUAUUAUGGGACGAUGGCGUCUGGGCCCUGCACGACGCGAGCGAUGGGUCUCUCAAGCACAAGCUGCGACUCGACGGGCUCGAUGUGCAUUGUGAUGAAGCCACAUCUGGGAAGCGGAGUAAGAAGAGCGAAGAUACCUCACCGUUAGCAAGUGCGGCGUCUUUGUGCCUUUCUCAGGAUUAUUACGCCGUCGUGGCGAACUCGAAGGAAGAAAAUACCGUGGUAGUGGCCGUUUUUGAUUCGCGUUACGGCGCCGUGCACUUGGCGGAGGACGUUAGCCGAGGCUUAGAACACAAAGUUGGCCGAACGUCCGGGGUGAGCCUCGCCGCAACUUCGGGUAAUCUGAUCGUUGGUCUUUCUGAUCAAGUGGUUUCGGUACAGUUCGAUCUUCCUGAACUCUCUUUAGCUUCGCUCGUGGGAUCGCUCAGCAUACACUCGCAACCGGAGGCGAGCGCAGCGGCAAUUCGAGUUUUGGGUGCGGAGACAGCAUCUACGGCACUCGUACCGCCGCAACACGCGGCUGUGACACCUGGCUGGAAACUAGAGGAGUUAAAACUUGAUGGCCAAGGAGUCGUCAGUUUGAGCAAUGUCUGGGACGACGACGACGCACAGACCAGGGAGAAGAAGGUCCGGUCGACUGCUGAAGCUUUGGCGAGCGGUAGCAAAAAGGCGGGCUCAUCGUUACAGACUCUGAUGAAAUCCCUUCCGAUUCCGCAAAUUCUCAUAGAAAGUGCCAUUAGUGGUGGUUUAAAUCAUCGAGUGUGGGAUUCAGUGACACUUUUGCUCGCCGGUGGACACAUUCGUGGCUCUUCGACGGCGAGACAAUUAGUGACGGCGCUUCUUGAGGAAGACAUGCUUGACGAAGUCAAGGACUUCUUAGUGUACGCCAAGGACGUUUCUGCUGAAGAUAUCGUUGCGAUUUUACACUCUGCAAUGAUGCGAGACGAAGACGACCCUGGGUUGAAGAAGCGCGCUUCAGCGAACAAAAAGCUCGCAGAAAAGGUACUCGACGAAGCAGAGGCAUGCGCGUCUGAUGAAAAGUUCAAUGGCGAAGCUAAACAAAAGCUGUUUGCCAGAGCUCAACUCUUAGUGAGUGCGUACGAUAGUUUUGCACCAUGGGCACAACAACUUCAUCCCCUCAUCGCUCGUCCGUUGGAUCCAACGAUGGGUAUGCUAGUGUUGCGUGAUCUCUCCAAGCAAGACGCGGUUUCGCUACUUCAGUAUUUGCUCGUCUGGGCUAACUUUUACGCUUCAUCGGGCGGCUAUUUCGCCCGGAUCAACACUCUAGUCGAACCUGGGAUUCCCAGCGCGCACGCGGUCGUGACGUGGACGUCCGCGUUGCUCGACGCGCAGUUCACGACGUUUUGUCUCUCAGACGACGUCGCCGAACCCGUGCGCGCGCUGCGAGAGUCUUCGAGCCAAAUGCUCGAUAUGAUGCGCUCUUUAGCCGCCCUCGGAGGUGCGUUCAGACACGUCGGCGAGAACUCUCCGCUUCCCGAACAACACGGCGUACAGUCCACGACGUACACCGUAGAGAGCGUGGCUUGGUAACUAAAAACGUCGCGUUCACGUUGUUACAAAUCGUCCAAAGCGCACUCACUUCUUCGAACCGAACCAUCUACUCUUUUUCUUCGCCUCUCGCGCCUUCCUCGCCUCCUCCGUCGCCUUUCUGUACCUCGCCGCGGUGUCUCCCUGUCGCAUCAGCUUCUUCCCCUGUUGAAACCGUUCCUCGCGCGCGCGCUCCUUUUGCCAUUGGUCCAGCGCGCCGAGCUGUCCACCGUACGCCGCGAGUCCGCCGGCGGCGAGAACGGCGACGCCCCACGCCGCCGCGCCGCCGUUUCGCACGCCGAGCAUCGCGACGCGCGCGCGUCGGCGA